AUGUUCGACGUAGAAGGUACAGUCGCAAUUGUCACAGGUGCGCUUGGCGGGAUUGGAAAAGCAAUCGUCAGAUCUUUGCUCUCAAACAAAGUCAAAGGAGUUGCAUUGUUUGAUCUAAAUGAUGCUCAGGCUGAGGAAUUUCAGGCUUCCUUGGAAAAGGAAUUCGGUGCUAACAAGACGCUCUUCUUGAAGGUAGAUGUAACAGAUUUAGAAAAAGUCAAAGAUGCAUUUCAAAAGUGUGUAGACCAUUUCGGCAAUCUGGAUAUUGUAGUGAACAACGCAGGAAUUAUUGGAAAUAUCGAGAAGGUCAUCAAAAUAAAUCUGCUGGCGACAAUUCAAAUAUCAAAUUUGGCUUUCUUCGAUUUUCUUCCGAAGUAUAGGAAGGGCAAGGAGGGUGUCAUAAUUAAUAUAGCUUCGGUUGCUGGUGUGUAUCCACUCCAUGUACUCCCUGAUUAUACUGCAUCCAAGCACGGAGUGGUAGCAUACACUCAGGCUUUGGGAGUGAAUGGUCAUUACCAGAAUACUCAAGUGAAGGUCAUGGCUCUCUGUCCAGGAGGAACAGAUACUGAAAUUUUUAAAAAUGUGCCAGAAUACUACCAUCAGUUUUUUAAGGAUAUGGAGAACGUCGUUCAACCAACUGAAUUCGUUGGCGAAGGUUUGAUCAAGGUUUUGAAAGAAGGAAGUAAUGGUUCUGUUUGGAUCAGCAAGAAGAGUGAACCUACCGUCGAGUUCGACUACAAAUCAGAAACACUGCCGAUUUUGUCGAAACACGCCUUUUAAAAAUGUACGUCUAGAAAGCGUACAGUUGAUAGCCUAUUUGUUCAAUAAAUAUUUGUAAAUAAAUAAUAAACAAUAAUUGCAAUUGCAAAUUGUAUAAAUGUUGG
Messenger RNA from Nicrophorus vespilloides, 884 nucleotides. Its product is annotated as 15-hydroxyprostaglandin dehydrogenase [NAD(+)]-like. Bases 1 to 780 code for a protein of 259 amino acids. The record is from RefSeq and is a predicted model, not a curated record. The transcript is spliced from 5 exons. Gene Ontology annotation, molecular function: oxidoreductase activity, acting on the CH-OH group of donors, NAD or NADP as acceptor. Lineage: Eukaryota; Metazoa; Arthropoda; Insecta; Coleoptera; Silphidae. Gene Ontology annotation, cellular component: cytoplasm.